AUGGAUGCGAAGGUACGUAUUCUCUAUGCUUGCCCGCUGCCACCUGCACACCCUACCCCAAGCAUCGGCCUCAGGCUCCAGAGCACCCUCAACCCGAGCUUCAUGCACGCUGACUCGCCGAAACCUCUCCCCACUCCCGCGCUGCUCCGUCCAAUGGACCUUUGCCUCAGCGAAAAACUAAUCCGGUGUCGCGAGCAGCCUCAGCGCCCGAUGCGCUCCAUGCGCGUCCACAAUGAGAACAGCAUUCCUGCUGCUCCCGCCGGCAAGACUAUUCACCAGCGCAAUAAGUCGACGCCCGCGCUCUCGUCGCUUGCCCAGAAUGCUGGCAUCAAGGCUGCUGCGAAGCGUACUGCCUUUGCCGACGUUAGCAACACGGCGCGCAACACCCAUCUAGCCAAGGACGACUCCGCUGUCGCCGCCAAGGGUGCUCUUGCAGUCAAGAAAGAUGUACUCGCUCCCAUUCAGGAAGUACACAAGCCCGUUUCGCUUCUUCGUCCCGCUCAGCGACCGCUGUCCUCGACCGCCCAGAAGCCCACCGUCACCGACUCGGUCGCGCCCAAGACCAGUGCUGCCGAGGUCGCGGCCCAACCAGUCCACACCAAGGUCAUCUCCAAGCGCACCACGACCGUAUUCAAGGAGGACACCGCCGCUCCCGAUGCCGAGCUAAUCCGUCACCGUGAGAGGAGUAACACCGCGCCUCAACUCUCGCCGCCUUCUGAGAAGCUUUCCAAGGUUGGAAGUGUCGACGAGACGGCCGUCGACGAGAGCGUCUCGCUUUCAAGUGAGGAAUCAACCACCAGUCUCGAAACAGCCAUUGCUGCUGAGGAAUGCCACCGCAUUGCCGGUCUCGAUAAGGAUCUGCCAGAGGAAGACGCCCUUUCUAUUACCGAGGAUGAGUUCGCUGAGCUUGCCGAGAAGGAGAACCAGCAUGCCAAACACGAGGAGAAGGAUGCGAAGGCAGAGACCACUGCGCUUGCUGAGGUAGAGAGGUUUGAAGAGUAUUGGGAUGACGAAGAUGAGGAGUACUACGAAGCCGAUGGCUACACCGGAUACACCACGCGUUCGCUCAGGAAUAGGACUGAAAACACAACCGGUGGCGUCACCGUAGUCCUGGCCCCAAGAGUUACCGCGCGCACUCGGCGCGAACUGGAUGAAGCCGCGGACUUCGUCGAGGCCACUAAGACCCCCGAGGAUGUCGAGGACGAAGCCUGGGACACAUCUAUGGUUGCUGAAUACGGUGACGAGAUCUUCGACUACAUGAGGAGGCUUGAGGACCGCAUGAGGCCUAACCCAUUCUACAUGGACAAUCAAUCCGAAAUUCAGUGGUCUAUGCGCUCAGUCCUCAUGGACUGGCUGGUCCAAGUACACCACAGGUUCACUCUUCUCCCGGAGACUCUCUUCCUUGCCGUCAACUACGUCGAUCGCUUCCUGUCCUGCAAGGUCGUCUCCCUUGGCAAACUUCAGCUCGUUGGCGCCACCGCGAUAUUCGUCGCGGCGAAGUAUGAAGAGAUCAACUGUCCUUCCGUGUCUGAGAUCGUCUACAUGGUUGAUGGUGGAUACACCGUUGACGAAAUCCUCAAGGCUGAGCGUUUCAUGCUCAGCAUGCUCCAAUUCGAACUUGGCUGGCCUGGUCCGAUGAGCUUCUUACGCCGCAUCAGCAAGGCUGAUGACUACGACCUGGAGACUCGCACUCUGGCCAAGUACUUCUUGGAGAUCACCAUCAUGGAUGAGCGCUUCGUUGGAUGCGUUCCCAGCUUCUUGGCCGCCGGUGCUCACUGUCUUGCCCGCUUAAUGCUCAAGAAGGGUGACUGGAGCAAGGCCCACGUCCACUACUCGGGAUACACUUGGUCCCAACUCCGUUCGCUUGUAUCAGUCAUACUCGAAUGCAGCGAGCAUCCUGAUAAGCACCACGCAGCUGUCUACGAAAAGUACGCCGAUAAGCGCUACAAGCGCGCAUCCAUGUUCGUGGAGACCGAGAUUCAGAAGGGCUUCCAGCUGCCUCAGCAAACCAACCAGGAUAGCUAUAGCACUGGAUCUUGGCUUCGUAAGUGA
Molecule: messenger RNA, 2052 nt
Organism: Diplodia corticola
Lineage: Eukaryota; Fungi; Ascomycota; Dothideomycetes; Botryosphaeriales; Botryosphaeriaceae
Product: g2 mitotic-specific cyclin
Exons: 3
Coding region: 1-2052 (683 amino acids)
Biological process (GO): mitotic cell cycle phase transition; regulation of cyclin-dependent protein serine/threonine kinase activity
Cellular component (GO): cyclin-dependent protein kinase holoenzyme complex; cytoplasm; nucleus
Molecular function (GO): cyclin-dependent protein serine/threonine kinase regulator activity
Source: RefSeq, a predicted model, not a curated record